Molecule: messenger RNA, 4095 nt
Organism: Clunio marinus
Lineage: Eukaryota; Metazoa; Arthropoda; Insecta; Diptera; Chironomidae
Source: the annotation of a GenBank genome assembly
ACAUUCAAACAUCAACAUUUUAUUUUAAUUUAUUCACUUAUUUUAAAUUGAAGAAAUUUUAAGUUUCUGUUUUAAGACUUAAUUAAUUUUCAUUCCAUAAUGUCAUUAUCAUUAAGUGUGUUGACAUUAAACAUUUGGGGCAUUCCGAUUGUUUCAAAAGACAAAGAUUUAAGAGUCAGACACAUUGCAGAAACUUUUGCUCAAAGCGAUUAUGACGUGAUAAGUCUUCAGGAAGUGUGGAGCGAAUAUGAUUAUGUUAAGAUCAAAGAAAGAUUAAAUGCUCAAUAUCCAUAUUCACAUUACUUCUACAGUGGCGUCUUUGGCAGUGGAUUGUGCAUUUUUUCACGUCAUAAAAUUUUAUCAACAUUCUUCCAUCAUUGGAGUGUUAAUGGUUAUGUUCAUAAAAUCCAACAUGGUGACUGGUUCGGAGGAAAAGGUGUUGGCUUGUGUAAGAUUAAAGUAGGAGAUCACAUAAUCAACUUUUAUUUGGCUCAUCUGCAUGCAGAAUAUGAUAAAAACUGUGAUGAUUACAUGACUCAUCGUGUAAUUCAAGCAUUUGAUACUGCUCAAUUUUUGGAGAAUACUCGAGGAGAUUGUAGCUUGCAAGUGCUUGCUGGUGACCUCAACACUGAGCCUGGUGAUUUAGCUUAUCGUGUUCUUCUCUCAACUUCCCAAAUGAAAGACUCAUUUAUUGAGAAGCCUUCAAAUUUUGUUGGCACACACGAAUAUGUCGACAAUUCAUAUUCAACAGCUGACGUUUCUUCCAAAAAGCCCGAAGGCAUUCGAAUCGAUUAUGUUUUAUAUCGGGAAAACACAAAUGUAGAAUGUGAAGUUGAUGAGUAUGAAUUGCCAAUGAUAGAGAAAAUUCCUGAAUUAAAUGUUAGUUUUUCCGACCAUGAAGCUGUCCAUGCCAAAUUUAUAAUCUCAAGGAAAAAGUUAUCAACAAACAACUCUGAUAAUGAUAAAACUUUGAUCUUAAACAACAUAAAGAAUCUCAAAGAAUGCAUCACAACAUGCAACAAAUCACUGAAGCAACUUGAAUCUCAUCGACGAAGCUACACAAUGAUGGCAAUCGGUCUUGGAGUGAUUUUAAUUAACAUUGUCGAGAUCGAUCCGGCUUAUGGCUUUAAGACAGCUUACAUGAUCCUUAAAUUUCUCCUUUGUGGUUUGACACUUUUCUUUGUCUUCAUGGCGACGUUAUGGAACAUCAUGGAGAAGCAUGGAAUCCUUGCAGGAAAAUUGUCAAUGGAAAUCGCUUUGAGUAACCAUAAAGAUGCCUCUAAAGAAAUAUUAACAGAAAGAAAAUUUAUUACUGAAAAUGACGAUGUUGAGUAUCGGCUUCCAAAUAAUUCGAUUCCAUUAAGAUACGAUUUGUUCCUUUCAACAGAUGUUGAUAAAGCAAUUUUUGAUUUCAAUGGACGUGUAAAAAUUCGUAUAAAAAUAUUGGAAGCCACGCAAUUCAUUCAUUUGCAUAAACGUCAAUUAACAAUUGAUAACAUUUCGUUAUUGCCAACAAAUGAAAUUACAGAAGUUCGAAAUCUUUCUUCUGACUAUAAUGAAGUGAAUGAAAUGCUUCAAAUUACAUUGCCUGAAGAAAUGGCAAUAAACAGUGAACUUGUGUUGGAUAUAAGCUAUCAUGGAGUAUUACGCGAAGAUAACGCCGGAUUUUAUAGAUCAAGCUACGUAGAUUCAAACAACAACACAAGAUACAUUGCAACUACUCAAUUUUCAAUGACUGACGCUCGACAUUCCAUGCCGUGUUUUGAUGAACCCGGAAUUCGUGCAGUUGUUGGAGUAGAAAUUCAACAUAAUGUUAAUUAUAAAGCACUUUCAAAUAUGCCAGUUAUAUCAAUCGAACCCAUCGAUAAUUCUGAUUACGUAAUCACAAAAUUUGCUGAUACGCUUGAGCUUCAAACUUAUAUUUUGGGUUUCAUAGUUUGUGAUUAUGAUUACAUCUCAAGCUUUAAUGAAGACUUGGACAUCACUCAGAGUGUUUAUGCAAAAAAAGAUGCGAUUGAUGCUGGUGAAGGCGACUUCACUUUGAGCGUUGUUCAUCCUGUAAUGCUUUCACUGAGGGAAUAUUUAAAUGUUUCUCUACCCAUUUCUAAAAUGGAUCACGUUUUCAUCACAAACUUUCAAUUCAAUGCUAUGGAGAACGAUGGAUUGAUAACAUAUCGUGAAUCAAAUAUUUUGUAUAUCGAAGGAAGAGAUGACAUUGAGAUGAAGAAAAGAAUUGUUGAAGUCGUUUCACAUGAAAUUGCGCAUCAUUAUUUUGGCAACAUGGUGAACAUUAAAUGGUGGAGUUUUACUUGGCUGAAAGAAGGCUUUGCGAGACUUUUCCAAUUCUACACAUCAAGUUUAGUGUUUCCUGAAGAUGAUUAUAUUGAACGAUUCCAUAAGAACGCUCAAGGUGCUGCUUUUCGAUUCGAUACAAUUGCUAAUGAUGCUAAAUCAUUAAACUUUUAUGUUGAAACACCUGUCAAUAUUCGAGCAAAGUUUAACACAAUUUCUUACGACAAAGGUGCAUGUUUUCUGAGAAUGAUGCAAAUGACGAUGACAAUUCCAACAUUUGCUAAAGCUUUAAAAUAUUAUUUAAAUGACAUGUACUUUAAGGCAGCAACACCACAAGAUGUUCACAGGAAUUUUCAAGCAGCUUAUGAUGAAGAUUUUCCAGAUAAUGGCGUAGAUUUGGAACAAGUUAUGACAACAUGGGAAGAACAAGCUGGUUAUCCACUUGUCAAUGUUGAACGAACGGGAACAACAAUAAUUUUGACACAAACACGUUUUGGAGGUGGUGAUGAAAUCUACGCAAUUCCAAUUUCAUAUACCAUCAAAUCAAAUCCUAAUUUCAAUGAUAUGACGCCGAAAUUAUGGAUGAGUGAAAAGACAUCAACAAUAAACGACAUCCCUGAAGAUGAUUGGAUCGUAAUCAAUUUAGGUGUGAAUGGUUAUUACAAAGUUAAUUACGAGAAGAACAAUUUCGAGAAGAUUAUCAACGAAAUAAAAAAUAAUCACGAAACAAUUCCAGCCGUUCAUAGACGACAAAUGUUUAUUGACAUGAACCCGCAAGACUAUGAACUUUUAGAUGUUUUACAAAUAUUUGAAUUGAUGACAUAUUUGCCAAUGGAAAGAGAUGCGUUUGUAUGGGAUGCUGUUGAAAACAUCGAAGGAAUUGUAUCAAAAUAUUUGCUCGGCUCUGAAGUCAUUGCAGAAUUUCAACAUUUUGUUCAAAGCUUACUUGAACCACAUCUGACUAAUUUGGGAUUUGAAGGUAAAAGUUCAGACGAGCCAAAAGAAGUAGAGUUGAGACGAGUUGUUACAGCCUUAAGUUGUGCAACUUUAGAUGACAAUUGUUUGGAUUAUGAACACGAACGACUUUUAAGAUUUAUUGAAACAGAUUCAGGAACUUUCAAUUUAUGUGCAGCUUUAAGAAAAGCUGAUGAAGAAACUCAUUUGAUAAUGGUCAAAAGAAUGGAAACAACUGAUAAAGAAUUAAUAGCUGGCUUGGGAUGUUCGUUAAAUGCUGAAAUCUUAAAAAAUUAUUUGAAUAUUGUUUUAACUCCUUUAAAUGGAUUAAGUAAACUGGAAAGGUCAGCAAUUUUACAGUACACAAUGGGACAAAGUGUUUUGGGUUUGAAUGCUGUGUUCAAUCUUUUCACCAUUGCUGAGAAUUUCAACGACUUAAGACAAACGAUUCCAGAUGAAUUUAAAGCUGUCACAGCUGCAAUGAGUAACUACGUCAACACCGGAGAACAACGAGAAGUAUUUUCUUCAAUUCUUGACAUGCUUAAGAUGGAAAAUUUUUUAUCAGACGACGAAGCUCAAGAAAGAUUAGAUAAAGUUGAUGAGAAUUCCGAUUGGUUGGAUGAAAAUCUUGAGAAAGUCAAGAACUGGCUAGAAAAUUAUAGAAAAAAUGAAACUGAAGGUACCACCACCACGCCAACAACUUCGACUGAAAUCCCUUCAACAACUGGAGGUUCAAUUUCUUCGUCUGGAGUUUGCUUGUACAUCUUCAGUAUUUGUUACAUAUUAAUUGUGAAAUUUAAAUAAACAAAACGAUUCGAUUAAUUAAAAAAUAAAGAAUAAAAAGCUGAA